Molecule: messenger RNA, 1011 nt
Organism: Zingiber officinale
Lineage: Eukaryota; Viridiplantae; Streptophyta; Magnoliopsida; Zingiberales; Zingiberaceae
Product: protein phosphatase inhibitor 2-like
Exons: 5
Coding region: 255-656 (133 amino acids)
Biological process (GO): regulation of signal transduction
Molecular function (GO): protein phosphatase inhibitor activity
Source: RefSeq, a predicted model, not a curated record
UUCCUGUUUCUUCAGUCGUCCGUGGCUCUGAGCUGCGCCAGCCGGCGGUCCAAACUCCAAACUGUUUCGCCUCUCGUUGACUACGCGGACAGCACUUGUUCUCAAAAGCUGGAAUUAUUUCGUAUCUCCAGAUCUACAAAUAGUUCCACCAGCAGGCUAUCAUUGUCCUCCAUUUGCAUCCCUUCGUCGCUCUGGGAAAUCAUAGAGCAAUCAGGAAUUUUACUGAUAGCUAAGGAGAUAUAUUAUUUUGAACAAUGAGAUGCAUGUAUUUCUCCAUCUUGGAUAAUAUGAAGCUUAAGAGUUGCACAUUUUAUACAUCUUUCAGUGGGCCUAGAGUGACAUGGAAUGAGGACAACUUGCACGAAAUUGAAACCAACAAACCAGUGAGGCAGAAAAUAACUGAACCUAAAACGCCCUAUCAUCCUAUGGUGGAUGAUGACGGUUCUUCAUCACCAAGAAGAGCUUUUGAUGAAUGCUUGGAUGACCAAGAAGCAAUGGGAACUAUUUCAGAUGAUUUGUCUUCUCCAAGCAAACAAUUUUCAGAGAAUGGUGGUCAACCAUCUAUGGGAGUUGAAGCUGGUGCCAUGAAGCAAGAUGAAGAUUCUGGUAUAGACAAAUCAAGGCUAAGUUUCAAGGAGCACCGCAAGGCUCACUAGGAUGAAUUUCUAAAGGUGAGGGAGCUCAUGCGGUUAGGAUCCCUCUCAGAUAUUGUGCUAACUCAAGAUGACACUGGAAAAGAAAACACGAAGGCAAGUGCCUGCUCACCUUCAGCAAUGGAUUGACAGGAAAACAACAUUCCUCAAUAUCAAUCACUGUUUGAUGGCAUGGCACGCCCAGGUGAGUAUUGUUUCUCGGACAACGUGGUAAACUUUACAUUGUGUUGUUCAAAAGUUUGAGCAGGUGUUUGUCUCUUUGAAAAUGUUACUAUCUGUUAAGCAUAUGAGAACUCAUUAGUGUGGAGACAUCGCAUGUGCAUUUAAAGCUUAACAUGUACUGUCUUUUUAUCCAUCA